This is a messenger RNA of Tachysurus vachellii, 1460 nucleotides long. It is a transcript of the gene wdr4, whose product is annotated as WD repeat domain 4. Gene Ontology annotation, cellular component: cytosol; nucleus; tRNA methyltransferase complex. The transcript has 11 exons. Lineage: Eukaryota; Metazoa; Chordata; Actinopteri; Siluriformes; Bagridae. Gene Ontology annotation, molecular function: protein binding; tRNA (guanine(46)-N7)-methyltransferase activity. Gene Ontology annotation, biological process: RNA (guanine-N7)-methylation. The record is from RefSeq and is a predicted model, not a curated record. The coding region runs from base 31 to 1305 and encodes 424 amino acids.
CCGGGUGUUCACACGUGAGUAGAAGCCAUCAUGGCUUCUGUGUGCUGUGCUGGAGAAUGGCUGGUGAUGAGCAGCUCGCAUCAUUUAAUAGCUGUGAAUAUCAAAGAGAGCAGAGAGCCGUUCGUGUUUGACUGCACCAAAGCAGAGCAGAAACCAGUGGAAGCUGAAACUGAUAAAAGUGAUGGAGGAGGAACUCAGGAGAAAGGGACUGACCAGAUUCUCACACUCGGUUUGUCACCAUCAGGACGUUAUGCUGCUCUGACCGAUGACAAAAAAAGACUGAUUCUAUUUCGCACCCAACCAUCAUGGCAGUGCAUCAGCACAAGGUGGGUAGUGCGCAGGUGCACUUCUCUGGUGUUCAGUCAGGCUGAGGAUGAGCUGUUUGUGGCAGAUAAAUCUGGAGAUGUUUAUUCAUUCUCUCUUUUGGAGCCACAAAAACCUGGUGAGCUGAAGCUGGGACAUCUCUCAAUGCUUCUAGGCCUUACUCUGUCUCCAGAUGAUAAGUACAUCAUCACAGCAGACAGAGAUGAGAAGAUCAGAGUGAGCCUUUGUAAAUCUCCGUACAACAUUCAGGCCUUCUGCUUGGGACAUACAGAGUUUGUUAGUGCCCUGUGUGUUCCAGCUGGACAUCCUGAAUGGCUCCUUUCAGGCUCAGGGGACAGUACAGUGAAACUUUGGCAUUAUGAGUCUGGACGGAACUUGCAGAGUAUCGACCUGAGACAGCAUGGCUUUUUAAAUAGCUCUGAUACGGACACGGAAAAGCCGGAGAGGUUUGCAGUGAGUCGGAUCAUCAGCUCGCCGAGCGGACGUCAUGUUGCCGUGCAGUGUGAGAGGUUUCCCUCCAUUCAGCUGUUUGCAGUAGACGAAGGAGCAGAUGGACGUUUGACUCCGACUGAAACACUCGCUCUGCCUCAGCAUCCCUGGGAUAUGACCUUUGACCCUCAGGGACGACUUUGGGUCUUGCUGGAGAACAAGGACACAAAUGUACUAUUGUACACACACAAGGAGAAGCAUUGGCAGAGUGAGUCAGAAUGCCCUGAUUUGCAGAGAGUGUCAGAAACGCUACACACCCAGUGGGAGCUUUUUAAAGCCUCUGUCGGUGCGGAGAGUCAGUUCCUUCACCUCUACAAGGUGAACUUCGACAACAUGGCAUCGUACUUACAGAAGAAAAAGGAGCGACUGCAGCACCAGAAUCAGCAGGGAGGAAAGAAGAGAGCAGCGCGGCAGUCGAACGGGGCAACGAAGAAAAGCAAGACGGAGGAAGAAAGCGGAGCUGUCUCUCAGAAAUGCAGCUCAGAGAGUUAGAACCUGGGAGAGAUGCAGCCGAUUUAGUUUUUUAUUUGAAAAUUGGUGUUUCCGUGGACAUUCCUCUCCAUUCACAUUUCAUCCUGUGUUUCACGUUAUAUACAUAUUAUUAUAUUUUUGGAAAUGCACAAAGAUUGAAAAUUAAUUUUAAAAUA